AUGAAAGAAGAUUUAUUCGAAGAGAAUUUCGAGAUCCAAGAUAUUCUACCUACAACCACUAAAGCUAAGAAAACUAAUCAUCUAAAGUGUUAUGUUUGUCUUUUCACAUGUACAUCCACUCGUGGGAUUCAUUUGGAAUUAAUGCCGGAUAUGACCGCACGCUUCUUUCUACUUGCCUUCCGUAAAAUUGCAGCUAGACGAGGACCCGUCUCAGUAAUGUGCUCGGACAAUGCUCAAACGUUCCGAUGCGUCGACCGAUACCUGAAGACACUCAACGCUGACCCAAUCGUCCAAGAUUUCCUAGCAUCUAGAAAAACUCUCUGGAUAUUUUCCGCCAGCCUAGCACCCUGGUGGGGAGGAUUCUGGGAACGUAUGGUGAGGAGCGUCAAGGAUCUGCUACGACGCUCCAACGGUCGAGCCUGUCUGCACUACUUGGAAUUGGAAGCAAGUUUGAUUGAAAUCGAAAGCCUGAUUAACGCACGCCCGCUCAGCUAUAUUGGCAGAUGA
Messenger RNA from Daphnia pulex (common water flea), 507 nucleotides. RefSeq lists its product as uncharacterized. The transcript has a single exon. Gene Ontology annotation, molecular function: nucleic acid binding. Lineage: Eukaryota; Metazoa; Arthropoda; Branchiopoda; Diplostraca; Daphniidae. The coding region runs from base 1 to 507 and encodes 168 amino acids. The record is from RefSeq and is a predicted model, not a curated record. Gene Ontology annotation, biological process: DNA integration.